GCCCUUCAGUUCAGCUCUUCUUCCCUUUUCUUUGCAGUUAAUUAUACAUCUCCUUCCUUCUCUUCUUUACCAUACACGUGCGCGCGCACAUAUAAUAACCAAAUCGAUAUAAUUCCAGUUAAUUUAGAUUCUUCUUUUGCUGUAAAAUCCAUCUCUCUUUCACAAACAGAGAUGGAUACAAAUUUAAACGACAAGGAGUCCGUGGUUGCUCGAAUCCAACAAUUGGAACAUGAGUGUGAUGAGUUGCACAAAGAUAUAGAACAAUUGUGUAUGCAGCAAGCUGGACCUGGUUACCUUGCUGCUGCUACUCGAAUGCAUUUCCAGAGGACAGCUGGAUUGGUCCAGGAGAUUGAGAAAUUGAAAAAGCAGUUGGUUGCUUGCACAAGAGAUAAUCUUAAUCUUCAAGAGGAGCUUUCUGAGGCUUACCGAAUUAAAACCCAACUGGCCGAACUACACCAAGCAGAGGCUGCAAAGAACAUGGAGGCAGAGAAGCAGGUUAAGUUUUUCCAAGGUUGUGUAGCUGCUGCUUUUGCUGAGCGUGAUACUUCGAUAAUGGAGGCUGAAAAGGCAAAGGAGAAGGAGGAAUCCAUGUCCCAGAAAUUUAAUGAAAUUCAGCAGAGGUUAGAAGUGCUUAAUUCAGAUGUUCUUGAACAGAAGAGACUAAAUGAUGCACUGGAGAGUGAUCUAGUAAAGCAAGAAGAGCAGAUUGAGACUUUCAAGAAGGUUGUCAACAAAUUUUAUGAGGUCAGGCAGUAUUCUCUCGAGGGAUUUGAGGAUACAAGUUGGGAUGAUAAAUGUGCGUGUCUGUUACACGACUCAGAAGAAAUGUGGAGUUAUAAUGAUGCUUCCACUUCUAAAUACAUUAGUGCAUUAGAAGAAGAGGUGGAGGCACUGAGGAACUCUCUGGAAAAGCUUCAAAGCAAAUUACAAGUGGGUUUGGAAAUUGAAAAUCACUUAAAGAAGAAAGUUCGUGAACUUGAAAUGGAGCAAGUUCUUUGGAACAAAAUGGUUACAACUGGGAUAGAAGAAUUACGCCAUUACCAUUCUCAGCAUAGAGAUCAAAUCACAAGCUUACUUGGUGAGGAAAGAUCCUAUCUCAAAUCGAUCAUUGAUAUGGCAGAAGAAAAGAUCAAGCAAUUCGAUGUGACCAGAGAACAGAAUUUGGAGCUUUGUAGAGUUGUAAAACUUCAAGAAAAUAAAUUUGGAGAUUUGCAUACGAGUACUGAUGCUGAUUCUGCCUUAGCAUCGAAGAGAAAUGACGAAGGCUCACCAGAUAUCGUGGCUGAUAAAGAAGGCAACUUGUCUGAAGGCCUUGCACAGGCACUGCAAGAAAAGGUUUCAGCGCUAUUGCUUUUAUCUCAGCAGGAAGAAAGGCAUUUACUGGAGAGAAAUGUCUGCAUGGCUCUUCAGAAAAAGACAGAGGAGCUUCAAAGAAACUUACUACAAGUCACCAAUGAAAAAGUUAAAGUUCUUAUGGAGUUGGCGCAGUUAAAGCUUGAAUAUCAAGAACUACAAGAGAAAGGCGGCAGUGAGAUAAAACAAGAUUUUUUGUGUGACAAUGGGGAGAGAAGACUUUCUAAUCAUGAAAGAGAUGGAAGGAUAAGAAAUCUGCUGAAGAGGACAUAUCUAAGACGUUGGAUGGGCAUGCUGGAUAGUGGAAAUGAAGCUCGAGCUUCCACGAGUGGUGCAGGGAGUUUCUCUGGGAAAAGGUCAAAUGACAUGGAUUUUGCGAGAAUGAAGAUUGAAAAUGCCACUCUCAAGGAAAGCAUGGAAAGCAUGGAUCAUCUAAUUUCUGCAAUUCACAGACUACGCCUUGCACUUCUAAAGGUCAAAGAGUCAGAUACUCGUGAAGGUACAGUUAGUGGCCUGCCAGUAGCUCUUGAUGAUAUCAUUUCCGAGGCUAGACUUGUGAAGACUGCCCUUGGAAGCUCCUUACCCAUUAGUUGGUCUGCCGAGGCAGAUGAUGCAUCAAUUGGUGAAAGUUUCCACAACAAGCUAACUGAUAUUUAUGGGGAACACAGUAGUGAGAAGAUAGAUCCUGUUUCUGCUGCAGGUUUUGAAAUGGUGGAGCUUCUGAUACUUGCAGGUCAGAUACUAAAGGACAAUAAAACCAUAAAGGGUUCCUGAGAUGGAAGCUUAUUUAAUGUGGUCUGUGCGGUACACACGAUACUCUAUUGGGUUGAGGUCAUACUAAAUGGGCUUUUCUGCAAAGAGGGAAGAAAAGAAAAUUUGUGCAGUGCGAAAUCUUGAGCAGUUCAAUGAGUGAACGAUGAAAGCCAAUGCUUAUCUUGUCAUUAUACAGCCUGUUAUUGUGCUUGUGGUGUUUUGAAAGAAAAGGGGUAAGAGGGACUAGAGUUCAAUUCCGUUGUAUAUACAUGGUUAGGCUAGAUCCAUAAAAUACAGUUUUAUGCACUGGGUUAUAAUUUUAUUUCAACAACAAAGUUUCUUAGGUUUUGUGUAUGUUUCCUUUCAGUAUUGCCCGCUGUAUUUUAAUCGUCAAUGUUUCUGUUAAGCGAUUAGAGGAUGCAUUUUCUGUUGGCUUUAAACAACCCACUGGAAAUUUUUGUGCUCUGUACAUGCCACAUGGUGGAAACUGCUAUGGAAUGAAGAAGUUAUAAGCAUGAACAUGCCUCAUUAUGCGUGGAA
Messenger RNA from Populus trichocarpa (black cottonwood), 2646 nucleotides. RefSeq lists its product as uncharacterized. The transcript is spliced from 17 exons. Lineage: Eukaryota; Viridiplantae; Streptophyta; Magnoliopsida; Malpighiales; Salicaceae. The coding region runs from base 172 to 2127 and encodes 651 amino acids. The record is from RefSeq and is a predicted model, not a curated record.